UUAGAAUAUUACAAAAGAGAUCGAUAGUAUAUGUCACCUUCAAAUUUGUUAUCCAGCUGACUCUGCCCUAGUUAUGAAGCUUAUAAGUAUAUACUAUCGUAUGACAGGUCUUCACUCGUAAGGCGCAACAGUUUCUUUCACUAAAUUUUCAUAAAAUAUUUUAACUAACUGAUAAUGAAAUUGUCCGGAUUGACUUUGGAUAAUCGUGAUGACUGAAUAAAAAUGAUGAAGUGUUUAGCAUCAGAUUCUCAUGGCUACAUCAGCCUUGAGUGCCGGUCUUGUAGUUUGCAGACUGGUCGUGUGAAUCCUUCAAUGCCAGGAAUCGUUAUGGACAGAAAUACUGGAUCUACCAUUGGUACCACACCACAUGGUAGAUGGAUUGAUCAGCAACAAUACCUUGUUGAGACCUAUCGUCAAAUUCGUACUAAUCUAGGCCAGUUGGAAGCUGAAAUAGAAGCUGCUCGUUUGAGAGUGACUGACUGGACACGACUUCGACGACAUCCUAGCCGAAGCCGAAGUCUUAGUCACGCUAGUGUUUCAACUACUGCUAGUAGUUUGUUAAGCUGUAGUACAAUUGAAAGUGGUGCAACGGAUGCUUCAUUUUUGAAUGUUGCUACAGACGGUACUACUGGUUCAUCGUGUCAUUCUUCCUGUUCAUCUACAUGUGGAAUUCAACUCCCUUCAGAAAUGGCAGCCAAACUCAGUGCAGCUACACUAAUUUCAGCAUUUUUAGCAGCAAGUCAUGAUUUCAAUCAAGAGAAAAACCAAGAUUCCACUGCUGCAGAUAAACUAACUCAGCCUGUUAGAGCCCAAACACCAGAUCAGUUCUCAUCAUCCAGUAGAUCUCGUUCCAACCGAUCAGCCUCACCUUCAUCUCACUAAGAACAAUAUCACUUGCGAUGGGGUCAACAUUCUCAGGGUGUGGGUAUUCUCAAGAUUUCAAAUGAAAGUAUAUAUAAAUAUGUACACUUAUAUUGGAAAAAAUAAUCACCAUUUCACCGAGUAACUCAUUUUAAUAAAUUUCCUGUAAUGAAACUCAAACAUGAGAAUUCCAAAAGAAAAUUCCAUUCAUUCGUUUUUUUCAUACAAAGUGAUGUAGAAGAUAUUCGAGUGCAUACAUAUGAAUAUUACAUUUGUAUUUUUCAUGAAUAUUUACGUACUAUUCUUAAGUUUAUUUCUACUCUUCUUAUACAGUAUGUGUAUCGUUUUGGUCAUUGUAUUCAUGCAUUUUCUCUUCACCUUGUUGUGCAGCUGUCUUUCAUGCCUAAGUUAUACACUUCAUUACAAAGAAAUUUGAGAAUAAAUUUUUUCUAAAUGAUACGACUAAUUAUUCACUUUUCAAGAUCAUCACCGUCAUCAUUUUCAUGAUAGGAAAAUUUGUUUUUAAAUAACAUUUGCGAAAAGAGAAAGUUGGUAAAGUGGAAUUUGAACUACCGAGCAAUGAAUAGACAGUUUUCAUUAUACUGAUUGAUAGGUACUAUGGAUAAUAUUCUCUUUUCGAUUUUACUAUAUCUUAACAGUUGUGAUACGUAUAUAAAUAUAUAUAUAUAUAUGUAUUUGCCACAGGAAAUUUCGAUAGUUUCGCAAAAAAUGAAAUGUAAAAUGUCAAUGAGUAAACACUAUCCUGUUUACUAAUUUUCGUUUUUGUACUUCAAAAUUUACUCUCUCUUUUUCUGUUUUCAUCGAUUGAUUUUUGAUUGUUUUAUAUGUUAUUAUUUUCGAAGAGAGUAACGAAGUUCAAUUUUAAGCGUCAUCCAAUGCAAGUUAAUAUUAUUGUUGUUACAGGCCGAUUCUUACAUUGGUUUCUGACAAUUUUAUCUUUGAUAUAUAAACGCCAUGAUAUCAUUUGACGACUCUUUGGUAUCUCUGAAAAACUGUGUGGUCGUGAUUAUUUUUAAGUUGUAACCUGAGUAUUUUUGACUGAAUAAGAAAAGUCAUGGUUAAAGUGAAAGCAUUCGAAAUAUGUGUUUCUCUGAGCUCGUGAACAGAAUACGUGUUAAGAAGUGAAAUAACUUGACGAAGUAACACAGUUGGUACCUGCUAAAUCGUUGCAAACUUCAGCUGUACUGACUGUUAUAGAAAACUAUUGUAAAACAGGGUUAGAAGUUAUCAAACUUUAAAAUAUGUUAAGUGAAUACUCAGUCAAUAAUUUUAGUCCGUUAACUCAAAUCUGAGAACAGAAAAUACCUAAAAAGGUUGGUGGAUCUCAGAAAACUGAAGUGUAUGAACCAGAUAAGCACAAUUACAGAAAUGACUGCUUAAGUGUGUGCGAAAAUGUUUGUGAAUAGCCGAAUUAUAGCUACAACUGCAAGCUUUCUUCAUUCAUUGCCUACCACUUCAUUUCACUGCAUGAUCACAACUAUUCGG
This is a messenger RNA of Trichobilharzia szidati, 2367 nucleotides long. The record is from the annotation of a GenBank genome assembly. Lineage: Eukaryota; Metazoa; Platyhelminthes; Trematoda; Strigeidida; Schistosomatidae.